This is a messenger RNA of Scheffersomyces coipomensis, 810 nucleotides long. RefSeq lists its product as uncharacterized. NCBI's taxonomy places the organism in Eukaryota, Fungi, Ascomycota, Pichiomycetes, Serinales, Debaryomycetaceae. Gene Ontology annotation, cellular component: mitochondrion; mitochondrial inner membrane; MICOS complex. The record is from RefSeq and is a predicted model, not a curated record. The transcript has 2 exons. The coding region runs from base 249 to 497 and encodes 82 amino acids.
ACAAUACUAUAUUAUUUCUACCCUGAUUUAUACCCCUUUUUGCAGUUAAAAAGUUACAUUUUUGCUUAUAGUAGUAGUAACGUGACACAAAAUUUCCGGAAAAGUAAGAGUGAGAAACUCUCGACCAACCAAAUUGAACAAUUAAUUUUUUUUUCACCAAUUGACAUAGAACCAAAACAAUAGUAUUUCACUAGAAUUGUCUUAUAGAUUAAUACAUUUUACUCCAUAUCUAAUCAUAAAAUAAUAUAAUGUCAAGUGAAGUUGUACCAUCAUCUACAAGUCAAAACUUGUUAAACGAUAAAUGGGAUGUUGUGUUAUCCAAUGCUUUAAUCAAAACCGGUUUAGGUUUCGGUGGAGGUGUUUUAGUUUCCAUUUUAUUGUUUAAAAGAAGAUCAUUCCCAGUAUGGUUGGGUAUUGGUUUCGGUUUAGGUAGAGGUUAUUCUGAAGGUGAUGCUAUUUUCAGAUCUAACCAUGGUUUAAGAAGUGUUAAGGCUUAAGUUUCCCUUCGUCUCCUCGAAAAUCUUAUCAUCACUAAUCUCAUAAUAUUUACUUUUAUAAAGUAAACUCAAUUCCUAAACAGUAUGUCAUUCGGUAUGACAUUGUUUGAUUAGGGACUAUAAUGAAAAUUAAUGCAUAUCAAAAUACAAUAUAAGUGGUCUACCACUUAGCUAACCCCCACAACAACAUCAAGUCAUAGAAUACAUCAAUAUCUAAAAUCAACUCCAAAUGAAAAACAUUAUUUAUUUUACAUUCAAUAGAGGAAUUGCAAAUUGAAUCGACAAUUCAUUCCUUGCUCCCAACCAACUACCA